Messenger RNA from Myotis brandtii (Brandt's bat), 3394 nucleotides. RefSeq names its product delta-like 4 (Drosophila) (gene DLL4). NCBI's taxonomy places the organism in Eukaryota, Metazoa, Chordata, Mammalia, Chiroptera, Vespertilionidae. Gene Ontology annotation, molecular function: calcium ion binding. Gene Ontology annotation, cellular component: plasma membrane; protein-containing complex. The record is from RefSeq and is a predicted model, not a curated record. Gene Ontology annotation, biological process: establishment or maintenance of epithelial cell apical/basal polarity; heterophilic cell-cell adhesion; cell communication. The coding region runs from base 376 to 2346 and encodes 656 amino acids. The transcript is spliced from 12 exons.
GAGAGGAGCCAAUGUAUAUAAGGAAGGCUCCCGAGCGCGCAGGUUUCAGUAGCGGCGCUGAGCGCAGGCUGGGAUCUCGAGGCCGAGAGCGGCAGCUCCAGCCGCCUCAGUGCAGAGGACGCGGGCACUAGCCGGCUUGCAGCCCCAGGAUUAGCCAGAGGACACAUCCUCAACGCGGCCGCCGCCCAGCCGUCCUCACCUGGAUAACCUACCGCGGCAAUUUGAGCGGACCUAGCGGGGAGCCGAGGCAGGAGGAAGACUCCGAGCGGAGCCUGGCUUUUCAGAGACUCCUCCGCGGGUGGACGCACGGGGAGGCGGCGUCCCGAACCAAGCCAGCUUCAGGGCGGGCGGGUGGAGAGAGCGACGCCCCAGGGAAUGGCAGCCGCCUCCAGUAGCGCGUCUGGUUGGGCGCUACUGUUGCUGGUGGCACUUUGUCAGCAGCGCGCGGCCGGCUCCGGAGUCUUCCAGCUGCAGCUGCAGGAGUUUGCCAACGAGAAAGGCAUACUGGCCAGCGGGCUGCCCUGCGAACCCGGCUGCCGGACCUUCUUCCGCGUCUGCCUGAAGCAUUUCCAAGCGGUCGUCUCGCCGGGGCCGUGCACCUUCGGCAGCGUCUCCACACCUGUGUUGGGCACCAACUCCUUCGUGGUCCGGGACGACAGUAGCGGCGGAGGACGCAACCCUCUCCAGUUGCCUUUCAAUUUCACCUGGCCGGGCACCUUCUCACUCAUCAUCGAAGCUUGGCACGCGCCUGGAGACGACCUGGGGCCAGAGGCCAUGCCACCAAACGCGCUCAUCAGCAAGAUCACCAUCCAGGGCUCCCUAGCUGUGGGCCAGAACUGGUUAUUGGAUGAGCAGACCGACCCUCUCCCAACAAAGCUGCGCUACUCUUACCGGGUCAUCUGCAGUGACAACUACUAUGGGGACAGCUGCUCACGCCUGUGCAAGAAGCGCAAUGACCACUUCGGCCACUACGUGUGCCAGCCAGAUGGCAGCCUGGCCUGUCUGCCGGGCUGGACUGGGGAGUACUGCGAACAGCCUGUCUGCCUUUCUGGCUGUCAUGAACAGAACGGCUACUGCAGCAAGCCGGCGGAGUGCAUCUGCCGCCCAGGCUGGCAGGGCCGACUGUGCAACGAAUGCAUCCCCCACAAUGGCUGUCGCCAUGGCACUUGCACUACCCCCUGGCAAUGUACCUGUGACGAGGGUUGGGGUGGCCUGUUCUGUGACCAAGAUCUCAACUAUUGCACCCAUCACUCCCCGUGCAAGAACGGGGCCACGUGCUCUAACAGUGGGCAGCGGAGCUACACCUGCACCUGUCGUCCAGGCUACACUGGUGUGGACUGUGAGCUGAAGCUCAGCGAGUGUGACGGCAACCCCUGUCGCAAUGGAGGCAGCUGUAAGGACCAGGAGGAUGGCUACCACUGCUUAUGUCCCCCGGGCUACUAUGGCUUGCACUGUGAGCACAGCACCUUGAGCUGUGCAAACUCCCCUUGCUUCAAUGGGGGCUCCUGCCGGGAGCGCAACCAGGGGACCAGCUAUGCCUGUGAAUGCCCUCCCAACUUCACUGGCUCCAACUGCGAGAAGAAAGUGGACAGGUGUACCAGCAACCCGUGUGCCAAUGGGGGCCAGUGUCUGAACCGAGAUCCGAACCGCAUAUGCCGCUGCCGUCCCGGAUUCACAGGCACCCACUGUGAGCUCCACAUCAGCGACUGUGCCCGCAGCCCUUGUGCCCACGGCGGCACCUGCCACGACCUGUGCUUCAACGGGGCCACCUGCUACCCCGGCCGCUCCCCCGACAGCUUCGUCUGCAACUGCCCCUACGGCUUUGUGGGUAGCCGCUGCGAGUUCCCUGUGAGCAUGCCACCCAGCUUCCCCUGGGUGGCUGUCUCCCUGGGCGUGGGGCUGGUGGUGGUGCUGGUGCUGCUGGGCAUGGUGGCCGUGGCUGUGCGGCAGCUGCGGCUUCGGCGGCCGGACGACGGCAGCAGGGAGGCCAUGAACAACCUGUCAGACUUCCAAAAGGACAACCUGAUCCCCGCCGCCCAGCUCAAGAACACAAACCAGAAGAAGGAGCUGGAAGUAGACUGUGGCCUGGACAAGUCCAACUGUGGCAAACAGCAGAACCACACAUUGGACUAUAAUCUGGCCCCAGGACCCCUGGGGCGGGGGACCCUGCUGGGGAAGUAUUCCCACAGUGACAAGAGCUUAGGGGAGAAGGCGCCCCUGCGGUUACACAGUGAAAAGCCAGAGUGUCGGAUAUCAGCGAUAUGCUCCCCCAGGGACUCCAUGUAUCAGUCCGUGUGUUUGAUAUCAGAGGAGAGGAACGAAUGUGUCAUUGCCACAGAGGUAUAAGGAGAAGCCUCCCAGGACAUUCCAGCUUUGCCCAGCAGCUGGACCUUCCUUCUGCAUUGUUUACAUUGCAUCCUGGAUGGGACAUUUUUAAUAUGCAACGUGCUGCUCUCAGGAGGAAGACGGAAUGGCAUGAACUGGACAGACUGUGAACUUGCCAAGAGAUGCAGUACCUUCCACACCUUUGGGUGUCUGUCUGGCAUCAGAUUGGCAGCCGCACAGCCAGGGGAACCGAGAAGAGGAGAGGCGCCACUGGGACCUGCCCUGCCAGCAGUGGCCUUCAGAGGGCUCCUUUGGAGUCUGGCCUGUUUUCCAGAGGGAGUGGCAGUGGUCCCGUAGGGCCCGGAGCUGCUGCGGCCUCCACUGGCAUCUGUGUUUCCAAAAGUGCCUUUGGCCGAGGCUCCAUGGUGACAGCUGGGUCCAAAUCAGAGAGGAGAGAGGAGGCCAGUAAGGGCAGGGCCAUCCGUGGGCCAGGAAACCACCAGGUGUGGCUGUUGGCAGGGGUUGCCCUGCAGGUGAGGUGAGCACCCAAAGUGGGAGGAGCACUUUCUGCCCACGUGCCUCCAACGGCUGCGUUUGGGCUGUCUUCAUAACACCACCCAGCCGCUCCCUGGGCAGGCCCACUGGGCGAGAAUGUUGGUAAGCCUUACCUGGCUUCUACAGCCUCUGGUUUUGGGUGCCUCUGGGCUCCUGUGAGCAGACAGGUGGAGGGCCAGCCAGGGGUGCCGGGCCUAACUAGGGAGCUCAGGGCAGCGAUGUUGGAAAUCCCAGGAGGGAGAAAUUGGGUUGUCAUCACCCAGGCCCUUUCCUCCCUCAGGCCCAUUCCUAUGGCCUUGAGUCUGAGCUCUCCCCAUGCCCACUACUGCCCCUAGUGGAUCUUCAGAAAUCAAUAAUAUGAGUUUUUAUUUUGUUUGUUUUUUGUAGUUUAUUUUGGAGUCUAGUAUUUCGAUAAUUUAAGAAUCAGAAGCACUGACAUUUCUACAUUUUAUAACAUUAUUUUGUAUAUAAUGUGUAUUUAUAAUAUGGAACAGAUGUGUAUAGGAGUUUAUUA